Molecule: messenger RNA, 1941 nt
Organism: Polyodon spathula (Mississippi paddlefish)
Lineage: Eukaryota; Metazoa; Chordata; Actinopteri; Acipenseriformes; Polyodontidae
Product: gap junction alpha-5 protein-like
Exons: 2
Coding region: 242-1315 (357 amino acids)
Biological process (GO): cell communication
Cellular component (GO): connexin complex
Source: RefSeq, a predicted model, not a curated record
AUAAGACUACAUUUAUCCUAAACUGUAAGCACUUCUUUAAAUAAACGUAGCCUGCAGACAGCUGCCACUGUUUAUCAGUCUUGAGUCUCCUCUACUCCGUCUGCUUUUUAAAUGGUUUAUCCGAAAUGCAAAUAGAGAGAACUUGUCCUUAACUUUUCUUCCAGAGCCAGGAGUGGAGUCAUCCUUAUGUCCGACAGGUAACUUACAAGAUGCAUUUCUUCGCAGAUAGGUGCGAGCAGUAAUGGGUGACUGGAGUCUUUUGGGAAACAUCCUUGAAGAAGUACAGGAGCACUCAACGAUAGUGGGAAAGGUCUGGCUCACUGUGGUCUUUAUUUUCCGUAUCCUUGUCCUGGGCACUGCAGCCGAGUCCUCCUGGGGAGAUGAGCAAAGCGACUUUGAGUGCGACACCCUGCAGCCUGGUUGCAAGAACGUGUGCUACGACAAGGCUUUCCCCAUCUCACACAUCCGCUAUUGGGUUCUUCAGAUUAUAUUUGUUUCAACCCCCUCCCUCAUCUACAUGGGACAUGCUAUGCAUACAGUCCGCAUGGAGGAGAAAAAGAGACUGAGAGAGCAUGAAGACAGGGCUCAAAUAGAUGGCAAACAGUAUCUAGAAGACAAGGUGGAUGUAUCAAUGAAAGAAGAAGCCACUGUCAAGAUCAAGCUCAAGGGGACUUUACUCCAAACCUACGUCUUCAGUAUCCUCAUCAGGACUGUUAUUGAGGUGGCUUUCAUUGUUGGUCAGUAUCUUAUUUACGGGAUCUUCAUGAAACCCCUCUACCACUGCCAUAAUUGGCCUUGCCCUAAUUCUGUGAACUGCUACAUGUCCAGGCCAACUGAGAAGAACGUCUUCAUAGUGUUCAUGCUUACUGUGGCGGCGUUCUCACUUUUUCUGAGUGUGGUGGAGCUUUACCAUCUCGGAUGGAAGAAGUUGAAGCAGUGUUUGAGAACCUACAACUCCUCCCCUAACCCUGCUUCAGCUGCCCCCAUCUCCAAGGAACCUGACGCACCAGCCAGACCACCCCAGGCUUGCACACCUCCACCAGAUUUCAACCAGUGUUUGGUGGCGACCAAUGGCCGUUGUAACCCUUUCAAUAACAAGCUGGCCCACCAGCAGAACUCUGCCAAUAUGGCCACAGAGCGUCACCAUAGUUGUGACAACUUGGAGGGUGAAGAUUUUCUCCAAAUGCACUACCUGCAAGGAAGUGAGACCUCCAAUAGUUCAGCUGUUCCUCCUGGGCUUUUUAAGGAUAAACGUAGACUGAGCAAAGCCAGCGGGUCCAGUAGUAGAGUGAGAUCUGAUGACCUAGCAGUAUAAUCCUAAAUGCUGAAGCCAACCCGUUUAUCUCUCCAGGUUGAUUUAUUGCACUGUAGUGUUGUGGUUUAGCAGCAAUAUAUACUUUCUCUGGGCUAAGAAUGUUGUCAACUUUCCCUUCCUAUUGGAGAGCUGGUCAGUCUGCAAGAGAAAACUCAAAUUUGGAAUCAAAUGUUACUGUAUGUCAACAAUAGCUUUGGAUUUAACCAUUAAAGAAAGGCAUUUCAUGUAACCCUUUAGAUAGCCUUUCUGAGGUAUGCAGUGGUUCACUGUGUAGAACCAAUACAUUGUAACGAGGGGAAACAAAGUAUUAAUACAAAACUAACUAUCUUCUCUUUAAGACCUAACAGUGUCUAUAUAUUCAAUUAACAAUGGGCUGAUGAGGCACUAAUUAUUACAAAAACAUGUAUAUUCUCCCCUUAUAGGGAUGCCUAAAUGCUAUUUUAAUUUCCAAAUCAGGGAUAUAUUCUAAAUAAUACAACAAUUUCAGUUUGAUAUAUUCUCCUCCUCACAAUGAACUUAAAGCCACAUGGAAAGCCCUUAUCAAUUGUUAUUUAAUAAAUUACAAUGAUUGGUUACGUUGUAUAAUAACCCAACACACACAGAAAACAGACUGAUACAGAUGCAAC